Musa acuminata subsp. malaccensis (wild Malaysian banana) is the source of this 2224-nucleotide messenger RNA. RefSeq names its product protein tesmin/TSO1-like CXC 5. Gene Ontology annotation, biological process: regulation of DNA-templated transcription. The record is from RefSeq and is a predicted model, not a curated record. NCBI's taxonomy places the organism in Eukaryota, Viridiplantae, Streptophyta, Magnoliopsida, Zingiberales, Musaceae. Gene Ontology annotation, cellular component: nucleus.
ACCUCCCCUCCCCCUCUUCCUCUCCUCGUGCUCGAAAAUUUUCCCUCACCCCAACAAGAAUCCCACCCCGCAUCCUCCUCCUCGGCCAUCUCCCGCCGCCGCCGCUCCUCUCGGUAGGUCGCCGCCGCUCGAUUCCUUCUCCGACGCUGGAGAUCUCCGCGCCGCCGCGGGCCUUUCCUUUGUUCCCAGAUUCAGCGGCGACCUCGAAGUUCUCGAACGCCCGAUCUGAGGCGGUAUCUACUUGUUCGGAACCCAUAGGGGGUUCGGAUUCCUCCAGAAGAGGUGGAAUUCGGAGGGAAAUUUCUGGCGUUCUUCUUGAAUCGAUUCUUGGAUCGGCGAUUGACGGGUUCCAAUGGAGCAAAGCGGUCAGCCGGCUGCAUCGGCGCCGUCUGAUUUCCCUCCGAGAAAGCUCGUCCGGCAUCUGGAUUUCACGGCUGCGGCUUACGGCGGAGCUUCCUCUUCCGCGGCUGUAUCGGUGUCUAUCGAUCCGCCGCAGCAACCGCAGCAGCCGCCGCCGCCGCCGCCGCGGCCCGCGCCGGCUUCUCUGCCAAUAUCGCGACCCGCAAUUUCCUCAAUUGCCGUAGCCGCCAAGACAGAAUCACCCAAGUCACGACCACGACUGUUAUAUGAUGCAAAAGAUGGUACACCAACAAGAAAAAAGAACUGCAACUGCAAACACUCAAAAUGCUUGAAGCUGUAUUGUGAGUGCUUUGCAUCGGGAGUUUAUUGUGAUGGCUGCAACUGUUCAAACUGCUGUAACAAUGUUGAGAAUGAAGCUGCUAGACAUGAGGCUGUUGAAGCUACUCUAGAGCGCAAUCCUAAUGCCUUUAGGCCUAAGAUUGGCAGCAGCCCACAUGCAUCACGGGAUGGCAGGGAUGAGGCAGGAGAACUUCCUUUGGUGGGAAAACAUAAUAAAGGAUGCCAUUGUAAGAAGUCUGGGUGCCUAAAAAAAUACUGUGAAUGCUUCCAAGCCAACAUUCUCUGUUCUGAUAAUUGUAAAUGUAUGGAUUGUAAGAACUUCGAAGGGAGUGAAGAGAGGAAGGCUCUCUUCCGUGGUGAUCAUGGAAGCGCUCUUUAUAUGCAGCAGGCAGCCAAUGCAUCCCUAAAUGGGGCCAUUGGCCCAUCAGCAUUCAUGUCUCCUUCAGCAUCUAGGAAGAGGAAGAACCAGGAGCUCUUCUUUGGUGCAUCAAUAAAGGAUCAACCCACUAAAAGGCUUACACAACUUCCACAGGCUAGGACUUCAUCACCAGCCUCUUGUUCUGCUUCCACUCCUGCAGCUAGUGCUAUUAAUACUGCUCCAAUGGCAUCUACUAAGGUCACUUACAGGUCUCUUCUAGCAGACGUAGUCCAACCGGAGCACAUUAGGGAUCUCUGCAAGCUCUUGGUGAUGGUAUCUGGAGAGGUUGCCAAGACAUUUGCUGACAGAAAAGUUCAGGAGAAGUUAGCAGAGAAGGAAAGCCAAGUUGAAAGCUCUCUUGUACCAUCAGAACAAGAAAUAGAUCAGAGACAGAAAGAUGCUGAUAUGCAGAAAGCAUCAGUCGAUGAGCAUUCUAGUGGAAUUCCUGCAGAAAAGACUAGCAUGGAAGAGUCUGAAUCUGACUGUGGAGAUGAACAGAAGGGUGGAAGGCCAAUGUCUCCUGGGACACUGGCACUGUUGUGUGAUGAGCAAGACACGGUUUUUAUGACAUCUCAAGCUACUGGUACAACUCCAAGAUCUUCCAACAACCACAACACAUCAGAAGUCUAUGCGGAGCAAGAGAGGUGUGUAUUAACGGAGUUCAGAGACUAUCUCCUCAAGUUAGUCACCUAUGGACGAAUGAAAGAAGAGAAAUACUCAUCCAUGUCAUCAAAGUGUGAAGUGUCGCCGUGUCAUAUGGUAUCAGCUCCAAAUGGUGUUGCCAGAGGUGCAGUGCCGGCUGCCGCGGAGAAAUCUCAGACAGUGAAACUGGUCCCCCCUAAUUCUAAUAAGUAUCCUUCGGUUGAACAACAAACCAUAGGGAACGGAGAUAUCAAACCUAAGAUUGAGAAACCAGAGAUGUGAACGAGUAAGCAAAAAGAAAAUACAGAAACUCUCAGAACUCAUUUCUGAUUAAUUCUCUAACACUCUGACAGCAUGGAUAUGCUGUUGGAAGGUUAUACUGUAACUCAGUCUAUUAUUUACAGUAGACUGAAUCCUUUACAAUUUUUCACUCAUUUUAAGUGCAAUUUAUAAAUAGUUUAUCCA